Molecule: messenger RNA, 1380 nt
Organism: Sinocyclocheilus grahami
Lineage: Eukaryota; Metazoa; Chordata; Actinopteri; Cypriniformes; Cyprinidae
Product: methylmalonate-semialdehyde dehydrogenase [acylating], mitochondrial-like
Exons: 10
Coding region: 101-1267 (388 amino acids)
Biological process (GO): L-valine catabolic process; thymine catabolic process
Cellular component (GO): mitochondrion
Molecular function (GO): methylmalonate-semialdehyde dehydrogenase (acylating, NAD+) activity
Source: RefSeq, a predicted model, not a curated record
CCAUUCUUAAAGUCACAGUAGGAAAGCGCUUCGUCUGCAGGGCGCGGGUUGAACGCACAUUAUAGGGGGGCGAAUACAACAUUAACCUACGAAUUCCAUCAUGGCAGCGACAUUAAUGCGUUCCCUUGUAAAGAAGAGGGUUCCUCUUCAGGUGGGACGCAUGUGCUACUCCUCCUCUGUGUCCACCACCAAGUUGUUCAUUGAUGGAAAGUUUGUAGAAUCCAAGAGUCCAGAAUGGUUGGACAUUCACAAUCCUGCCACCAAUGAGGUCAUUGGUCGAGUGCCAAAGGCCACACAUGAGGAGAUGUUGGCCGCCGUGGACUCAUGCUCACGGGCGUACCAAACCUGGUCCGAAACUUCCAUCCUGGCCCGCCAGCAGAUCUUCCUUCGCUAUCAGCAGCUCAUUAAAGACAAUAUAAAAGAGCUGGCAAAGCUGAUAACCCUGGAGCAGGGAAAAACCCUGGCUGAUGCUGAGGGCGACGUGUUCAGAGGACUGCUUUCUGUCCACCAGGGGGCGAAGAAUCACGGCGUGGUGAUGCCUGAUGCCAACAAAGAGAACACACUAAACCAGUUGGUUGGUGCUGCUUUUGGAGCAGCAGGUCAGAGAUGUAUGGCACUUUCCACAGCUAUCCUCGUAGGAGAAGCACGAAACUGGUUACCUGAACUGGUUGAACGUGCAAAGGGUCUCCGUGUCAAUGCAGGUGACCAGCCAGGAGCUGAUGUGGGACCUCUUAUCUCACCUCAGGCCAAAGAGCGAGUGAACGGUCUUAUUCGGAGUGGUGUGGAUGAGGGUGCCAAGGUGCUGCUUGAUGGCAGGAAUGUGAAGGUCAAGGGUUACGAAAACGGGAACUUCGUAGGACCAACCAUCGUUAGCAAUGUCACGCCGGACAUGAAGUGUUAUAAGGAGGAGAUAUUUGGACCCGUGUUGGUGGUCCUGGAGGCCGACAGCUUGGAUGAUGCCAUCAAAAUAGUCAAUAAGAACCCAUACGGCAACGGUACUGCCAUCUUCACCACCAACGGUGCCGCGGCUCGUAAAUACACCCAUGAAGUUGAUGUUGGACAGAUUGGAGUUAAUGUACCAAUCCCAGUCCCACUGCCCAUGUUUUCAUUCACCGGUUCCAGAGCCUCCUUCAGGGGUGACACCAAUUUCUAUGGAAAGCAAGGCAUUCAGUUCUACACACAGAUCAAAACUGUUACCUCGCAGUGGAAGGCAGAAGAUGCUACGCUGAAGUCCCCCGCCGUUACCAUGCCAACAAUGGGACGUUAAGUAUCAAUUAAAUUUCACCCUGGCCCCCAAAAUCGUCAACAAUACUUUUAACUACUGUACAGAUGGAUAUUUUCAAACAUACUGUCAUAUGUAGUUAAGUAAUUCCAAAAAUU